GUCAUGCAUCUUUCUUCAGAAGUUACAGCAUCUGCCCGCUACCUGCAGAAAACAACCUCAAUGGAGCUGACAGAAGUUGUUCACUGGCGUCGUGCCAUACUGGCUGCAACCCUCAAUCUGAUAGCCCUGGCGCUCUCUGCCACAUCCCUCCUCAGCAGCUACUGGUGUGAAGGCACCCAGAAAGUACCAAAGCCUCUUUGUGGCACUGGAAAAGCCACCAAGUGCAUUGUGGUCCCUAUAGCUUUAGAAAGCACCAAUGCCUCUGGCCAGGAUGUAGUCCAUUACAGCUGGGAGACAGGAGAUGACAGAUUUGCAUUUCGUUAUUUUCACACUGGGAUCUGGUAUUCCUGUGAAGAAAACAUACUUGGAACAGAUGAAAAGUGCCGUAGUUUCCUGGAAUUAACUCCACCAGCUGAAAGAGGUAUCCUGUGGCUCUCAUUAGGGUCUGAACUAGCUUACAUCACCCUGCUAAUAAUUAGUUUUGGACUUCUAAUUCUGGAAAUGUGUUAUACUGCAAACCCAGUCUGUGGACUGAAGCUCAAUGCAUUUGCUGCUGUCUCCUCAGUGCUUUCAGGCCUUCUUGGAAUGGUGGCCCAUAUGAUGUAUACUCAGGUUUUUCAAGCCACAGUCAGCCUUGGUCCAGAAGACUGGAGGCCACAUUAUUGGGAUUACGGAUGGGCCUUCUACACUGCUUGGGCGUCCUUCACCUGCUGCAUGGCUUCUGCAGUCACUACACUUAACACAUAUACCAAAACUGUACUGGAGUUCCGCAGAAACCAAAAGGCAUUUGAGCGUAGCCUAAAGGAACAGGCCUGCUUCCUUAAUCACAAAGAGAUGAGCAUUUACAGAGAAAAACCUAUUCACUCUGUGUCAGAAAGUGUGGACUUUUACUCAGAACUUCAGAAAAAGGUCCUACUGAGAGACCAUUCAAUGGAUCUCGAGGAUGUAGAAGAAUCCAUGGACGAAGAACACUGCUAGACAAUAUUAAAACUAAAUAAUAAAACUGGAGAUUUAUAUUUGUGAAAUUGUAUAUAGAUGGCUAGUGAUAACAAAACCACAGAUUCUAAUGGCUGGAGUGAGCAAAUGGACACAUUUAUACUUUGCUGUGAAGGAAACACUUUUCUGAUGACAGGUUCGUUCUUUCAGGUGGUUAAUAUUGCAUUUCAGGGCAAUUUCAAAUCCCUUGUUGCAGCAUAGUGUGUUUUGUUACAUGUUGCUAAAUGAAUAACCUAUUUUCAGAUCAAAACUAUGGUGCACUUGUGUAAAAACAUCCACAGGACUGAUACUAUACUAUAAUAAAAUAUACCAAACCUUCAGCACACUGGCACUUUUUCUAUUUAGUAUUUUUGGUAGGUCUUCAGUGGCUAGUGUUCAGAAAAUAGUGUUCAGAGUAUACACCUUCAAUGUUGCAUCUAACGGUGUCUUUUACAUAUUGUAUGUAAACCUAUAAUAUGCAAAUGUUUUGUUUUUGUAGCAUGCUUAUUUUAUAGCUAAAAAUACAUUGUGGUAUUUAGUGAAAACUGUGACGUGUCCUUCUUUAAGGGUCCCCAAUAUGGAUUUUAGGUA
Molecule: messenger RNA, 1566 nt
Organism: Spea bombifrons (plains spadefoot toad)
Lineage: Eukaryota; Metazoa; Chordata; Amphibia; Anura; Pelobatidae
Gene: GSG1
Product: germ cell associated 1
Exons: 6
Coding region: 4-978 (324 amino acids)
Cellular component (GO): plasma membrane
Source: RefSeq, a predicted model, not a curated record